CGAAACGCCCCACUUGAUGUUGAAAAAAGUCAUGUUGUGAUCUUUAAGUGAAACUGACCAGUUCAGUUUCUUUUUCUUGUUGUAUUAGACUGGGUAGCUGUGGUGCAAUGGUAUACCCCCUGUAAGUGGCUGGCUGUGUGGCGCUCUCUCUCUCUCUCUCUCUCUCUCUCUCUCUCUCUCUCUCUCUUUCUCUCUCUCUCUCUGGUUCUCUCGGUGCUUGCGGACGCGCUUCCCACUUUCUCCUGCUGUCUGCUGCGAGGAGCGCGGAUUCAUUUGGCAUUUGUCAAUUGACAAAAGGAUGAAAGCCAGUUUUUGCCUCGGUUUGGCCACAUGUUCCUUCCUCCUGUUUCUUCUGUCAGGAGGCACAUGUUCAGAUGCAGAGCACAGGCUCUUCUCUGUGAUAUUCUCCAACUACAACCAGUACAUACGACCGGUGGAAAAUGUGUCUGAUCCAGUCAUUGUUCAGUUCGAGGUGUCCAUGUCACAGUUGGUCAAAGUGGAUGAAGUCAAUCAGAUCAUGGAGACCAAUCUGUGGCUGAGACAUGUCUGGAACGACUACAAACUGAGAUGGAACCCAAAAGAUUUUGGAGGCGUUGAGUUUAUCCGAGUGCCGUCCAACAGGAUAUGGAAGCCAGACAUUGUUCUGUACAACAAUGCAGUUGGAGAUUUCCAGGUUGAUGACAAAACAAAGGCCCUGCUUCGUUAUAAUGGUGACGUUACCUGGAUCCCUCCGGCCAUAUUCAAGAGCUCCUGCAAGAUUGACGUCACUUACUUCCCCUUCGACUACCAAAAUUGCACCAUGAAGUUCGGCUCCUGGACGUACGACAAGGCAAAGAUUGAUCUGGUGCUGAUUGGUUCCACAAUCAACCUGAAGGACUUCUGGGAGAGCGGCGAGUGGGUGAUAAUUGAUGCCCCUGGUUACAAACAUGACAUUAAGUACAACUGCUGCGAGGAAAUCUACACAGAUAUCACUUACUCUUUGUACAUCCGCCGUCUGCCUCUUUUCUACACUGUCAAUAUGAUCAUCCCCUGCCUGCUCAUCUCCUUCCUCACCGUGCUCGUCUUCUACCUGCCGUCUGAUUGUGGUGAGAAGGUCACUCUGUGUAUCUCUGUCCUGCUCUCUUUAACUGUCUUCCUGCUGGUUAUAACCGAGACAAUCCCCUCCACUUCACUAGUCAUUCCCCUGAUUGGUGAGUACCUCCUCUUCACCAUGAUCUUUGUCACCCUCUCUAUUGUCAUCACCGUUUUUGUGUUGAACGUCCACUACCGCACACCAAAGACACACACCAUGCCCUGCUGGGUGCGGAGUGUCUUCCUGGGACUGCUGCCCCGUGUGAUGUUCAUGACCAGGCCAGAGAGGGACCCUGAGAACGUGGCUGGUAAUGUGCACACGAUUCAUUCGAGACCAUGUGCCAUUCAUUCAUCAGGCACUUUUCAGAGGCAGCACAAACCUCAGUCCCUGGCCUCCAGCGUGGUAACCAGCCUGACGAAUCGCCAGCGUCUUUUCAACAACACUGAACUCUCCAACCUCAAUAACUUGAGUGUAGACCCAGGCAAAGGAGGAGGUACUGGGCUCUUGUGCUGCGAAGGCCGCUGCAACUGCUGCUGGCACCAGAGGUCCAGCAAACUGCCUGCAGACUCUGGGGGAGGGAGCGGAGGACUGGGUUGCGUCGGGGCGCUGACUGGAGGCAGUGCUGCUGGGGUGGGAGGAGGGAGUCAGUGCUCCAGCUCCGAGUCUCUGGAUGGAGGAAUAAUGUCCCUGCUGCCGCUCUCCCCUGAGGUCAGGGAGGCUAUUGAGAGUGUCAAAUACAUAGCAGAGAACAUGAGACUACAGAAUGAAGCAAAAGAGGUUCAGGAUGACUGGAAGUACGUUGCCAUGGUAAUCGACAGGAUCUUCCUAUGGGUUUUUGUCCUCGUGUGUAUCCUGGGAACAGCUGGCCUCUUCCUCCAGCCUCUUUUACUCGGGGAAGACAUUUGAAUCCGUUUGAUAAAACUUAAUACUCCAGACUGUUGAGCUCCACAGCAUUUGUUUCAUAUAAGAUUCUGCCUAUGGCUCAGAGAGGGAAAAUACAGAGUGGAUCCAGAAUGAAGAAGAAAAGAUCACUGUGUCUGCCAAAAGCUGAUGUAAAAGGGUUCAGUUUCUGUUUAUUUUUCAUAGACAGAUUUUUUUUUUUUGUUUGACAAAAAAGGACUGUCAAAUUCUGAGGACCUGGGUAACAAACAAAGGCAACCAUAGUGACGAUCAAACCAUUUCAUUGUGUAAAAAUAAAAAAAAGUAAAUGGCAAAUCGAUAUGUAUUGCAACACCCAAAAACUUGGAUUGCCCUAAACAAAGACACUAGCUUACUAUUGAUGUAAAUAAUAUCUGCACAGUAAAUAAUUGGUACAGUGUAAUGUUAAUGUAACAUCAACAUAUAUUCCCGAACACACUCAUUAUGCUCCCAGAGAGCUCAGUAUCUAAUUGUCAUGUUUCCAUGACAGGGAAAUGUUCUUCUUUAGAAACUGCCUUCUUUAGGGUCUUUGGACUUUAGAGUCGUAUAGAACAUAUCAACUGACAUACCCAAAAUAAAAAUGUGUUUACAGAGAUAACAAACUGCUAAACAUUUAACAUGAAUUUCCAUGUUUGUGGGAAUCAAGCAAGGACGUUGACUGUGUUCAAACAGUGACAUCUGGUGGUAACUUUUUGAAACUACAAUUAGAAACUACAAAAAGUUUCUGGCUGUUUUAAAGGGAUAUAUUACCUUUUUUGUCAUAACAGCUAUCAUGAAAAAAUGCAUUCCCAGUUGUAAAAUUACGUGAAAAGUUAUACUGCCUAAAAAAAUGCAAGAGAGAGUGUGGUGAAUCAUCUAGAAUUAAGUCAAUUAUGAAUAUAUUUACGUAUGCCCCUGAAACUAUUUGAUGUGUAAAGAGACAUUUUAAAAAGUAAAUGUAAAUAAUUUAGGCCUGUUUUAUCCACAUAUUUCUGUAAAUAAAUGGAAAAUAGUUAAAGAUAGAUGAUAGAUAAAUAUGAGAUGGUGGUUUCUUUGAGAUACUAAAUAUUUCCGAGACUGGAAACAAAAGCUCAUAUCAAAGAGACCACCAAGGCUCUGUUCAUUACUCUGUUUCACAUUCUCCAAGCCCCCUUGGAGCUAACUCAGCUUAUUGGAUCACAAUCAAUACAGAAAGCAAGUGAUGAAGGAGCUUAUUGGCUUCCUGGCCAAAAUAUAUGAUGCCAUUGAAAAACACUGAAUUCCUGCACUUCUGACGCUUGACAUAAACUUUGUGCCUGACUGUACUGAAAGAGUCUAAGCACCCUGCACGGGGUCUGCUCGUCAGUAUGUCACUGUGCGAUUCUUAUUAUACGACUAAAAAUCAGAGCAGAUGGUUAGCUAUGUGAUUACAAGGAAAUGCAGCCCAUAUUAAUUGAAUGCUGGCAGGGAGGCACAGACAGAUACUGUAGUAGCUCUCUGUCACAUCUGAUAAGAAACCCCUGGCUAAUGAAUUUAAUUAAAGCUCACUCAGAACUUGUGGCUGAUCUGCAGGGGAUCUCCCAAACAGAUAACUAUAAUAAGUGUGAAAUAAAAGAGCUUAUAAAAGCAUCCAUGAAUAUUUUCUGAAGGUAACAUCCUGCAAAAACUACGGACUAAAAAGAUGAGAAAAGGGAACAAAAUUUUAGAUAUCACAAGCCACCACAGACUGCACAGGAAGUGGUUAAUUAUAUAUUUUUCUUUCAUCUUUCUGUAGGUGAAGAUAAGAACCUGGAGUGGUGCCUGUGCAGGGUUUCACAAAAUAUGUCGUGGAGGCUUUCUAUGUGUGUCACAUUACCUAUCCUCAUGAGCACAUCACCAUUCUUCUGUGUGAGAAUUGACAAAAAUUCACAUUUAACCACUUAAUUGUUUGUAUUUAUAAUUGAGUGAACUUUUGCACGCAAAUGAAAGGGAACAGGAUUUCUUUUUCUUUUUUUUCUUUUUUUUCUUCAAGGUGCCCUUGCAAAGCAGGUUGUAAGCCAAACUAAGGGUGAGCUUUAAUUGAUGAGAAGAUGCUUGUUUUUCCUUGUAUCAUUUAUCAGUCCAAUGUUUGUCUUUGUUUCAAUAAAUGAAUUUUGCAGA
Seriola aureovittata is the source of this 4087-nucleotide messenger RNA. It is a transcript of the gene chrna3, whose product is annotated as cholinergic receptor, nicotinic, alpha 3. The record is from RefSeq and is a predicted model, not a curated record. Gene Ontology annotation, cellular component: neuron projection; synapse; postsynaptic membrane. Gene Ontology annotation, biological process: chemical synaptic transmission; monoatomic ion transmembrane transport; nervous system process. Lineage: Eukaryota; Metazoa; Chordata; Actinopteri; Carangiformes; Carangidae. The coding region runs from base 299 to 1978 and encodes 559 amino acids. Gene Ontology annotation, molecular function: acetylcholine-gated monoatomic cation-selective channel activity; transmembrane signaling receptor activity. The transcript is spliced from 6 exons.